UUUUAAUUUGCCUUCAAACCCGUUCAUACCCAGCUCAGGCGCAAGUUUUGGCGCAUCUUGGCUUUUGAGCGGGCCUGCGGUACAUUGCAUUUUCUCAUCUGGCACCUAAGAAAUAUCUCCAACAAGCCAGCCAAAGGUGCAAGGCGUUUUUCUACGCAGCGAUGGGUGGUCCAAUUCCCGGGGUGGAGCUGGUGCACAUUGCGAGGGAGACUGACAACGUCGACAGACUGGUUGCGUUUUACACUGAGAUCCUUGGGUUCAAGAGGAUGGAUACGCCCACCUUUGGCCCUUUUCAAGUCGCGUGGUUGGAGUUCCCCCCCAGCCAGCAGAUACACAUCAUUCAGCGCAACCCCGACUCCAAGCUGCCCGAGUCUCCCUUGAACGCAGGCCCCGACUCGCGGAAGGAUCCGAGCGCCCUUCCACGGGGCCACCACCUCUCAUUCCGGGUGUCUGACUACGACGCGGCCGUCAAGUCGCUCAAGGAAAAGGGCUUCGACGUCUUCGAAAAGGAUCAGCAGGGGCACACGAUCAAGCAGGCAUUCUUCUUCGACCCUGACGGAAACGGUAUUGAGAUCGGCAGCUGGCCAAAGUAGUUCUUCUUGGUUGCGCCGAGGGGAUGUCGUUUAAAGAGACGUCGUUUAGUGAGCCGGUCUAGUGUCCUUUGUUGUACAGGAAAGCAUUUGUUGAGAUUGAAUCACUUGUAACGGCGUACAAACAAAUGGAUCAGCCGGAGGGGGCCUCGCCCCGGCUCCAGUGUUGCUGAACUUCACAUAGAUACAAAUUGUUCAUUGCCCGCGACGGGUCUUGACCGUCUGACCUCAUUCUGAUUGAGCUGUAUCAACCCAGGCCCUCGAGUACCAUCCAUGCCGUUAAUUCAGUCGUUUCGACCCGGACUAGGCCCGAGUCACGGUGUCCACCGUUAAGUUGAAGUCGUUCAGACAGGACUCGGACUUUUGCAUAACAAUUUCAAUUCCGAGGGCUUCGCCUACUUUAUAUGCAUGCAUGUGGCCA
Klebsormidium nitens is the source of this 1011-nucleotide messenger RNA. Lineage: Eukaryota; Viridiplantae; Streptophyta; Klebsormidiophyceae; Klebsormidiales; Klebsormidiaceae. The record is from the annotation of a GenBank genome assembly.